GUUCCACAGGCUAUACGAUGUUCCACAGGCUAUACGAUGUUCCACAGGCUCUACGAUGUUCCACAGGCUAUACGAUGUUCCACAGUCUGUACGAUGUUCCACAGGCUGUACGAUGUUCCACAGGCUCUACGAUGUUCCACAGGCUAUACGAUGUUCCACUGGCUGUAUGAUGUUCCACAGGCUGUACGAUGUUCCACAGGCUAUACGAUGUUCCACAGGCUGUACGAUGUUCCACAGGCUAUACGAUGUUCCACAGGCUGUACGAUGUUCCACAGGCUGUACGAUGUUCUACAGGCUCUACGAUGUUCCACAGGCUGUACGAUGUUCCACAGGCUCUACGAUGUUCCACAGGCUGUACGAUGUUCCACAGGCUGUACGAUGUUCCACAGGCUGUACGAUGUUCCACAGGCUGUACGAUGUUCCACAGGCUGUACGAUGUUCCACAGACUGUACGAUGUUCCACAGGCUCUACGAUGUUCCACAGGCUGUACGAUGUUCCACAGGCUGUACGAUGUUCUACAGACUGUACGAUGUUCCACAAGCUCUACGAUGUUCCACAGGCUCUACGAUGUUCCACAGGCUGUACGAUGUUCCACAAGCUCUACGAUGUUCCACAGGCUAUACGAUGUUCCACAGUCUGUAAGAUGUUCCACAGUCUGUACGAUGUUCCACAGGCUGUAUGAUGUUCCGACGCUGGAUACAAAGGAACUCUGUAAUCAUCAUGCGCGUUCUGACUAUGAAGUGGUUAACGUUCUUAACAUCAGUUUCAACUUCCAGAACAACUGACAUUACAUAGGGUUCAGCACUUGGAAUCAAGUUGGGAAUUCAGUAUUUUUAUAUAUAUUGUGGUUUCUGGGAAUACGAUUUGAAUAAAUCCAUUUAUGGUGUCAUUUCUUUGUAUGGGAGUUUGAACAAUGACAGCGUUAUGCUAUAUGCUUUUGAUUUCCCUGUUGUAAGACAAGGAUGUAAUGGUGCUACGUAUCCUGUGGUACGUCAUUUCCCCUUUAUUGACUGAACGAG
This is a messenger RNA of Haliotis rubra (blacklip abalone), 1020 nucleotides long. RefSeq lists its product as uncharacterized. The coding region runs from base 37 to 786 and encodes 249 amino acids. Lineage: Eukaryota; Metazoa; Mollusca; Gastropoda; Lepetellida; Haliotidae. The transcript has 2 exons. The record is from RefSeq and is a predicted model, not a curated record.